CAUUCUUCGUCUCUUCUCUUCUACACAGCGACAGCCUAAGAACUGCCUCAUCUGUCUAUCGGAGCGCAUAUCUCAGUCUAGAGCCAUGGCUGCGUUACGACCACACGUGGUGGAUCUUCUGAUCAUUGGGGCAGGCCCUGCGGGACUAAAUGCCGCCCUGCUUUUCGCACGUACUCGGGGCACAGCAAUAGUGUUUGACUCCCAGGAAUACCGUAACGAGGGAAUCAAGCAAAUGCAUACUAUCGCCAGUAGAGACCACCAUGACCCACAUAGUUUUCGUCGCACUGCUCGGGAACAAAUUGAAUCUCGAUACGACACUGUCUGGUUCCAACAAAGCAAGAUUACUCAUGCUACCAAAAAGCAAAUCGGGGAAGAAAAAUACGACGGCUUUGAAGUCCGCGAUAGUAACGACAAGACCUAUCUUGGGAAGAAGCUCAUCCUCGCAACCGGUUCAAAGGAUGUUUUACCAGACAUUCCGGGUUACAAGGAGAACUGGCCACAUCACAUCUACCAAUGUCUAGCAUGCGACGGCUUCGAGCAGCGUGGCACUCCUAUCGGUAUCCUCGAGUUCAAGCAUCCAUCACAAGCAAAUCUCAUCCAGAUGGCCAGAGCAUUCGAUGACAGGCUUACCAUUUUCAGUAACGGCGCUAUUGCGGACGACCCUCCUGUUCAGCGAGCGCUGAAGGUCGCCCGAGGCGUUGGCGCGAAAGUCGACUCCCGCAAGAUCGUGCGUCUUAUCAACAACGGACCCUCACAUGAGGAGGGUGUAACUAUCGAGUUCGAUACAGGCAAUCCAGUGACUGUGGGCUUCAUUGUGCAUCGCCCAGCUACUGUGAAUAGAUCACAGCAUCUUAUCGAGCAGCUGGGUAUUGAGACGGUGGACCCAGCUAUCGGUGGACAUAUCAAGGUCACAAGUCAGUUCAAUGAGACAAGUGUGAGAGGGGUGUUUGCCGCGGGCGAUACAAUGGUUGUAAUGAAGCAGGCAGUGAUAGCGAUGGCCGAGGGUCUGAAAGCCGCGUCCGGCGCAGGUCAGCAGAUGCAACAGGAGAAAGCGGAGAUUGCCAUUAGAAAUUUCGAUUCGAGCGUCGGGGAGGCAGAUAAUGUGCCUGUGAUUGCGUAAGAAGUUGCUGGACACUCGUGGGAAUGUGGUAGAGUAGAUUCUGGUAUUCAUGUUUGUAUGCUGUAAUCCUUACUCCCUCUGCAUUUCCAGUCUUCUCGAUCUAUACCAUUGCGAUUUUGACGUACAGGUAUGUUCUACAUUUAGGCAGAUGAGUGGAACUGGCAUGAGGCAUGGGCACGUUACAAAGAGGAGUGACCGUCAUGCUAUGUGCAUAUGAGUGGUCGAUCAAUUGUCUCGCCAACGUAACUUCCGGGAUGAAAGUCUUCUGCAUAUUCUUACGUCCAAGCUUUUGUACUGCGUGACUUUACCUCGAUUCUUCGAAGUCUCCGCUCAUGGGAUAGAAGAUA
Alternaria alternata is the source of this 1467-nucleotide messenger RNA. RefSeq names its product FAD/NAD(P)-binding domain-containing protein. The transcript has a single exon. The record is from RefSeq and is a predicted model, not a curated record. Gene Ontology annotation, molecular function: oxidoreductase activity. The coding region runs from base 86 to 1120 and encodes 344 amino acids. NCBI's taxonomy places the organism in Eukaryota, Fungi, Ascomycota, Dothideomycetes, Pleosporales, Pleosporaceae.